Messenger RNA from Oreochromis niloticus (Nile tilapia), 3504 nucleotides. RefSeq lists its product as uncharacterized. The transcript has a single exon. The record is from RefSeq and is a predicted model, not a curated record. NCBI's taxonomy places the organism in Eukaryota, Metazoa, Chordata, Actinopteri, Cichliformes, Cichlidae. Bases 826 to 1815 code for a protein of 329 amino acids.
UCGCUGCAUUAAAGAAAAGACAUUCUAUUGAUUGAUUGUUAUGAAACUUCCAUACAAAUUGAGGGAAAAAUGGAGAGUUGUUGCCUAUGAACUGCAAGAACAAAAUGGUCACAGAGCAGUGUUUACUGAUCUGGUUGCCUUAAUAAUAAAACAGGUGAAAGUAGCAUCAGAUCCAGUGUUUAGCAACAUCCAAGACUCACAAUCUGGAAGCAGCUUUAAAGUUUCAAAUUCCACCAAGCAAAGAAAAAAGGGAAGUAGUUUUGCCACUAAUGUCAGUACAGUUCCAGGAGUCAAAACUCAAUCCACUGGAAGCAGAACAAAUUCCACUGUUCUGCAUGGUUGUUUGUUUUGUUCACCCAGCAAUCAUUUACUAGAGAAUUGUAAGCAGUUUAAACCUAAAAUGCAUCGGGAUAAGUUGACUUUUAUCAAGGAAAGGGGAAUUUGUUUCGGUUGUUCAAAAGUUGGUCACACAAGCAAAGACUGUAGGAGUCGUUUGGAUUGCAACGUGUGUCACCAAAAACACCCAGGGGUUCUUCAUAUAGAGCGAAAAGAUCCAGGUGCGUCCUCAGAACAACUCAACAGAUGACAAACUCUAAUGUCAACUUUUCAACUGCAACCACUCAGACAUGUGGGCAUAUUGGGGCCGGUCAUGAAAUUGAUGCAGUUUUUCUUAUAGUUCCAGUUCAAGUUAAGAGCCAAAAGAGCAAUAAAAUUGUGCAAACCUAGGCAUUUUUGGAUCCUGGAAGUUCAGGUACAUUCUGUACAGAAACCCUGGCAAAAAGACUGAAUCUAAAAGGUAAAAAGACCAAUAUCCUUUUGAGAACAAUGAGUCAAAAUAGGAUUGUUAGUGCACAAGUUCUGUCUGGUCUGGAAGUGUCUGGUUUGAAAACAAAUGAUUUCAUGGCGUUGCCAGAUGUUUUGACUCAAAAGACCAUGCCAGUUUCUAUGGUAAAUAUUCCCCAGCAAGGCGACAUCGAUCAGUGGCCUCAUCUUAAAACUGUUAAACUUCACAACAUUGAUGCAGAUGUGGAGCUAUUGAUAGGCACUGAUGCUUCCAACGUUUUGGAGCCAUGGAAGGUGAUUAACAGUGUGGAAGGUGGACCUUAUGCUGUAAAAAUAGUGUCAUAUUUAAAGUUGGAAAAGAAUAACAUCAUGCAUGUUGCUUUAAUCCUGGGAAAAGCUAGAGUUGCUCCUCUCAAGCAAACUACAAUUCCCAGGUUGGAAUUGACGGCUGCAUUUCUUGCAGUUCGAGUGAAUAUGCUUCUACAAAAAGAGCUGCAGGUAAGGUUGGAAAAAUCUAUUUUUUGGACUGAUAGUACAACAGUACUGAAAUACAUCUCCAAUGAAACCAAAAGAUUUAAUACUUUCGUUGCAAACAGAAUUGCUGUCAUUCGAGAAGCAACAGAUGUGAAUCAGUGGAGAUAUGUUUCUUUCAAGGAGAAUCCUGCAGAUGACGCAUCCAGAGGCAUGAGAGCUGGGGAUUUCCUCAAAUGUAGGAGAUGGAUAAAUGGGCCAGAAUUUCUCUAUAAGUCAGAGGAGGAAUGGCCUAAACUGGAUGUGGAGUACAGUGUAAUUUCUGCAGAUGACCCAGAGGUCAAAAAGGACCUGACAAUGAAUGUCAUUGUGAAGGAAUUACAAAAUCCUACCAACUAUCUUAUCCAUUACUUCUCAUCUUGGGCAAAACUUAAAAUCUCUGUAGCCUGGUUUGUAAAGCUGAAAGAGGCCUUGGUGUUGCUGGCACAGAAGAGGAAAGAGUUGCUUGCUGCAGGUUUGAAUAAGAAAGAAAGAAGUGGAGAUAAGAAUGGAAAUAUUUAAGACCACUAUGAAGAAAGGAAAUAUUACUCCAGAAGAUUUAGCAAAGGCAGAACAAGCUAUUAUUCAAUAUGCACAGCAACAGAAAUUUAAAACUGAAAUGGCUUUAAUCAGAAAUGGCCUCAAAAGAGUCUCCAAGGGAAGUUGUCUCUACAAACCUGAUCCAGUAUUGGAUGUGGGAAUCCUCAGAGUGGGUGGCCAAUUGAAUAAAGCAACCAUGCCUAUGGAAUUAAAGCAUCCUGCAAUUUUGACAAAGGACACGCAUGUGUCAACACUGAUUUUAUGCCAUAUCCAUCAAAGGUUGGGACAUGCAGGAAGAGCACACAUGCUGUCAAAACUGAGACAUGCAGUGUAGAGUGAGUCAUCGGAUCACUAUUUUUCAGGAAAAUAUGAGAAAAAAAAAGUAAUUAAUUUUAUAGGCUAUUGAUUGAGUGGGGCAAAUGACUGUGCUUCUGAAGCUUCAAUCCCAGGGUGAUCUUCUGCAGUCAACAAUAAUUUAUUCACAAAGAAUCAAAAUUCUGGCAAGAGAAACAAAUUGACAGCUCAACAGCAGAUUAACAGCAGAACUGAGGAAGGAGCGAGUGGCAGGCAUAAACAUGUUCACACGUGUUCCUCUCUGUAAACUGUGAGGCAAUUCAAAUCAGUGAAAGGAGCCUGAAGGAGGAUGGAUAUUUGUAUGGUGUAAGGUACAACAGUUACACUGAUAGAAAUUACUAUCAGUGUACUGCGCAUGGGGUUCUGAGGAUUAAAACUCAGGUGGAGUGCCAGAUUUAUCUAGAGGAGAGCUGCAUUAGUACACACUGUUCCACCCUAGAUACUUGAAUGACACUAACAUGGGUUGAUCAAUAGCUGCGUUUUUACAGUGAUAUUCAUGUUGAUCAUUACAGAUUCAAUAUCCAAUCCAACUUUAUUUAUAAAGCACCUAAUAAAACACAAUGGAAAGAAAUGUGACGAUGAGAUAAUUUUCACAUGCUGUUCUUAUUUAAAUGACACACAUGAAACAAUAGGGUGAGAAAAAGUGGUGAAGUAAGAUGCACAUCUUCUCAACAUUUUAGUUUUAACACGUCAAACAUCUGGCAUCACACUUUGAAGAGACUAGUGCAAUGUGGUGUUGAGUCUUAGUGCACCACAUUUCUCUUUUCAUUGUUCGUCAUCACUUCUCCUGCCCACCUUUCCUUGGCAUUCCUUGGCACCAGGGCCCCAUACAAGAAAAACUGAUUAUUUUAAACUGUACAUCAUGCAAAGGUAGAAGAGUUCUAAAAUAAGAUGGCAGAGCUGGAGAUGAUAUGGAAAAAACAGGAAGUGAAACUUCCAUGGAUGCAUGACAUUUAAGGUAAUGUGAGAGUUGAAAAGUUUCUGUACUUUCAUGUAUACUUAAUCACUGUCAUUGAAUAACUAUGGCACUGAUUAAUUUUUUCUUAAUGUCAGUUUGUGUUUGAAGUUGUUUCACUUACUUUCACUUUUUUUUCUUACCAUGGUAUGUGAAAAGGUGGACAGCAGAAACAGAAAGAAACAGUGAGAACUAAAAGAGAAACAAAGAGCUUUGGAACAACGAGGCAGCAGGAGGACAGCUGCAGUUUAACAGCUUCAAUUCACUGACAGGAAACAACAUUAGAAAUAUCAUCAUCCUCAACUCAUCUGCUCCACUGACACUGACACCUUCAACGGACACACCUUCACUUUACCAUCAGU